AUGGAUCCUCCACAAGCUCCACGUUUCAAAAUCCUAAUGUUCCCAUGGCUGGCUCAUGGCCAUAUCAGCCCUUAUCUUGGGCUCUCCAAAAGAUUAUUAGCCACAAAGAAUUUCCAUAUCUACGUCUGUUCGACAGCCAUCAAUAUAACUUCGAUCCAAAGCUUCAUCCAAAGCAACAAUUUGGGGGACUCCAUGGAAGCUGUGGAGCUCAAAUUAGAGCCAUCCGUACAUCUUCCUCCACACUACCAUACCACAAAGAAUCUCCCUUCACAUCUCUUUUGCGAACUCUUAAAGGCCUUUCCGACAGCCAAAUCGAGCUUUUCGGACAUCAUCACUGCCGUAAACCCUGAUUUGAUCGUAUUCGACUCUUUCCAGCCAUGGGCGGCAAAACUUGCAGCAUCACGAGGUAUUCCAGCAGUUCAUUUUUUUGUUGCUGGAGCAGCUACACAGUCGUUCGAUCUUCAUCACUACUGUUGUCCUAGUGAUGGUGGCUUUCAAUUUCAAGAACUAUCUAUGAAUGGUUAUGAGAAGAACAGUUUCGAUGAGCUGACGAAGCUUCUCAACAACGAUAUUUGCAAACAGGGCGAGGUGAUCUACAAUGUUUGUCACGACCUAUCGUCUGAAGUUGUCCUGUUGAAGACCAGUUGGAGCUUCGAGGGGAAGUACAUAAACUAUGUUUCCAGUGCUUGCAACAAGAAAGUAUUACCGACAGGCCCUCUUGUAGUAACAGAUUCAUUUUCUUCUUCUGGCGACGACAAUUCAGACAUAUUACAGUGGCUAAGCAAGAAAGACCAUCAUUCGACUGUUUACAUUUCAUUCGGGAGCGAAUACUUCUUGUCGGGGGAAGAAGUCGAGGCAAUAGCAAAAGGGUUAGAGCUUUGCGAGGUGAACUUCAUAUGGGUUCUAAGAUUUCCUCUUGGGGAGGAGACAAAGACCAUAGAAGAGACACUUCCAUUAGGGUUUCUUGAGAGGGUUAAGGAAAGAGGUAUAGUGACUGGAUGGGCACCACAGGCAAAGAUUCUACAACAUCCUGGAAUUGGUGCAUUUCUAAGUCACUGUGGAUGGAGUUCGAUAAUGGAGAGUAUGUACUUUGGGGUUCCCAUUAUAGGGAUGCCGAUGAAAGUCAUUAUGGUUGUCGACACCAAUAUGUUGGUGGGGUGUGGUGUUUGCUUGAGGAUUCCAAGAAAGGACAAUGAAGGGUAUAAGGGAGAGGACAUAGCAAUGGCGAUGAGUGAUGUGAUCUUUGGAGAAAGUGGAGAGAGACUGAGGUGUAGAGCUGAAGAAUUGAGUGAGAAGAUGAGGAUGGAAGAGGUUGAAGAAACGGAGGUCGUGGCUAACCAACUAUGGAAGAUUUGUUUGAAGAAUCGGCCAUAAGUAAGAAUUAAUUAUAUCUCGAAAGGAAACCCAAAUAACUUUAAGUGACAGAGUUUGUAUGAUAUAAUAAAUGGGGAUUGUGAGCUUGCUUUUGUACUAAGGCAUUGGUGAUGGGGACUUCGUUUGACUUCCCUUUCUGGUAA
Molecule: messenger RNA, 1517 nt
Organism: Andrographis paniculata
Lineage: Eukaryota; Viridiplantae; Streptophyta; Magnoliopsida; Lamiales; Acanthaceae
Product: UDP-glucosyltransferase 29-like
Exons: 1
Coding region: 1-1374 (457 amino acids)
Molecular function (GO): UDP-glycosyltransferase activity
Source: RefSeq, a predicted model, not a curated record